Paramecium primaurelia is the source of this 3523-nucleotide messenger RNA. NCBI's taxonomy places the organism in Eukaryota, Ciliophora, Oligohymenophorea, Peniculida, Parameciidae. The record is from the annotation of a GenBank genome assembly.
AUGCCAGGCCUUUUGAAUAAAGUAACAUCCCCAUUACGUGGUGGUGGUUGUGGAUCUUUGAAAACAUUUCCCAACACAGAAAUAGUGUUAAAGUCUGAUAUUUAAGACAUAGAAAAUUUCAUUUCUAGAUUUGAUUCUUUUGUCUAAACGAUUUCCACUAAAUCAGCUGUUGCAGCUAAUUAAACAGAAGCUUAAGAAAUAAUGAUAGCUAUAUAAUGGUUUAUUUUUUAAGAGGAAAACAUUUAUAAACUCAUUAAGAAUGCCUAAAAAGUCUUGAAAUCAUACAAUUUAAUUAUAAAUGGAAUCCGAAAAUUAUUAGAAAGUUGUUUGAUCUAUGUCAGAACGGAUUCAUUUAUAUGUUUAUUCAUCUUAAAGAUUACAGCAUCUCUAUCUAAGGUGAUAUUUAGUUUUCAUAUAAGUAAUGAUUAGAGAUAAUUGAACUGCGAUGCAAAAUAGAAAUUUUUAGAUAUUUGCGAUGAAUUAAAAUAAUAAAUGGAAAUAGAGAAGAAUGAUUUCAUUCAAAAUUAAUUGGAACUUUACCUUUUCCUAACAAAAACUUCAUUUCAAAUGGCCCCAAAUGAUGAUAAAGAACGGAAUGAUAUUUUAAAAGGUUUUUUAAAUGGCAUUUUUGAAUCCAUAAUUGAUAUGAAACCUAAUGCUGAAUUAUUGAUAUCAUUGUUUCGUGGAGUCUACAUGCUUUACAAUCAGUAUGUGAAUUAAAAAAAUAGAUAAUAAUAUGAAGUUUAUUUUUCAAUAGAUAUGUUGUAAUGGGAAAUCAUAUAUAACUUUAAAAAUGCUGGCUAAAAGAAUUUGGAUGAAAUACUCUUACAAAUAGAGGAAACACAUGAAAAAAUUGUGAAAAAUUCAAGGAAUUGGGAAAACCAUUAUUUGUGGAUUUAAAUGAUUGGAACAAUCUUAUUAUAUAAUCCUCUUAUAAAAAAAAAAAAAUUAAAACAGUUAACGAGCUCUUUCAAUCUCGAAGCAAAACCAAUGUACAUAUGGAAGGAAUAUCUGAACAAAAGAUUUCUAAUUUAAAUAAAUCAUAGCAAUGACUAAGCUUUAAUUUUGCUUUAUUAAUUUACAAAUAAAUAAUUAACUUAAAUUGAUAAAUUAAUACUAGAAGACACUUUCAAAGAAUGGGAAAACUUCAUGGUGCUUAAAGACUUCUUACUGAAGGAAAGAAAUGAUAAUAUCCAUUUUACAUUUGGUUCCUAUCUAAAAUUUUAGUUAGGAAGCAUGGAACCCUAAAAAAAUGGAUAUAUAGAGGCAAUUAGCAAAAUUUAACAAUUUUUUCAUUUCAUUAUUUCAAAUAAAUUACUAGCAUUAAUUCAAGAAAAUGAUGAGAGAUUGGGAGUCAUAGUUAAAAAUUACCAAAAUUUUUACAAAGAAAAUAACUAUUUUAAUGAAACAAUAGAAUAAGCCACAUAUAACUCAUAAUUAAAACGAAUAGUUUUCAACUUUAAAGAAUUUUUCUAAAACACUCUCAAAAUUAUUAAAAUUAUUGGGCAUAGUUAAAGGAAAUAAACUUUUUAGAUAGAAUAACUUAAAUAGAAAAAGAUUGAUGAAUUCAAUUUUUUUUUUAAUCUUAAGUAUAUGAUGAAACUAGUAUAAUAAAUAUUAUCUUAAGCAAUUUAAGAUAUUAAAAAUAAGAGAAAUGAACCUGAUGAAAUCAUAAUUCUUUAAUAAGAGAUUGAAUUGAUUUAGGAAGAAUUUAAACAUAUAAAUCUAAUAGAUAAAUAAUUUUCAUUUUUCCAUUAGUUCAAGUAGAAACUACUUGCAUUACCAAAUGCAACUCAAAACUAGAAAAAAUUUUUGGAAGAAGCUCAAUGUAUGUUAACUCGUAUUCAAGAAAGUGAAAAAUAUGUUUCAGAGAUAGAAAUUUUUUUUCUUCAAAAGGAUAACUUAAUUCAAUACUUUUAAUGGUUAUUGAAUAACCUAAAUUGUAAUUAUGAAGACCAGAUCUAAGAACUACAAAAAUACUGUUAAGAAUUUAUUGAAAACUUUAAGACAAUUCUAAUUUUACAAUAUGAAAUAGAGUCCGUUUCUAAAACUGAAAUAGAGUCUGUUUCUAAAACUGAAAAAUUAAAAGAAAUUAAAUAAAAAUAUUCUAGCAAGCUUUCAUUGAAAUGUAUACAACAAUAAAGAUUGAAAAAUUUAAAGCUUAAAUUAAAAUUAAUUAAUUUCAAAGAAUGUUUUUAAAAGAUUAUAACAAUACCAUUAGAAGAAUUUUAAGAGUUAUAAAAAAUUAUCAAUUUGGAUGAAUUUCUACUUGAUGUAGUUAAGAAUUAUCCAAAACGAAUAAUUUGUUGUGACAGUUAAUUUUAUAAAUAAACUAUUGCAGAAUUAAGUAACUUAGAAAUUACUGAACAAGACUAUUAAAAUAAUUUAAUACAAUAAAAAGGGAUUUUAGAUUAUCUUAUAUUUAAAUUAACUCUAGAAGAAUAAUUAAUUGACAUGGAAAGAAUAGAUUUAGAAUUAAUCGAAAAGGAAUUUGGCGAAUUUUAUAUGGAAGAUACCGAUUCUUUAUCUCUUCCUCAAAGAAUAAUGAAAAUUAUAAAAAGUGUUUCAAUAGACACUAUUACUAUUAACUAUCUUAAUCAAAAUUAAUUGAAUAUUGAAAGAGAAAAGUAUGAGAUAUUACUAUUAUAAUUAAGAAAAAUUAACCUCUAAGAAAAUUGUGAAGUUGUAGAAGAACUUAAAUAACUAAUCAGUCAGAUCUAAAUGAUUGUUAAAAUAUUGAGGGCUUCUGUUAACCAAGACCUAGAAAUUUUCCAAAUGCCAAUCUUUAAAAGAGUUAAAGAAUUAAAACAAAAAUUUGAUAAAUUUAACACAAAAUAUGAUGUAAGAACAAAGAUGAGAAGAAAAUUGUCGAGGACAAAAAUUAUGUCCAAAACAAAAUUAGAACAAAUUUAUCUAUCAUUAUUAGCAUUCUAUAAAUAUUACUUAAGAGAACAAGUUAAGUGAAGCAAAAGUUGAACAAAUUGCUUUAAAAUGUUACAAAUUUUACUCUACAAGAGUGUUACGAUGAAAUGUAUACAAGUUUUUCAAGUUGGUUUUAAAAACUUUUAAACCAAAGGAAAAAGAAUCAAGUUAAGAAUACUUUUCAAGAAUUUAGAACAACAUAUUGUCUUGUGUAAAUUAAUCAGACAACAAUAAUAGUUAAUCAACGAAUAUUGUUGAUUUUCUCUAUAAGCUAAUGGCUGAAACAAAAGAAACUUUAAAAAUUUCUAAGUGGGAAUUCUAGGAAAUUUCAUUUAAUCAAGAUUAUUUAGUUCAAUUAACUAAAAAAGUAUACCUACAAGAAAUCGAUGAGGAAUAUGAAGUCUAAUCAAAUCAAUAGGAUUAAUUCUCUAUAGAAUAAUAAAAAAAUGAUGAAUGGAAAAUUAAAUAGGGUUUAGUAUUAACUAUAAUUUAGAUUUCGUAGAAUAGCUUCACAGAAACAAUUACUCGAUUUUGUUAAAAAACUCUCAUUUAAUUAUGGGUUUUAGAAAAAGACUAAAGAGUUAGAAAUUUAUUGAAAAAU